Asterias rubens (European starfish) is the source of this 3493-nucleotide messenger RNA. RefSeq names its product inositol hexakisphosphate kinase 3-like. Gene Ontology annotation, biological process: inositol phosphate biosynthetic process; phosphatidylinositol phosphate biosynthetic process. The coding region runs from base 246 to 1361 and encodes 371 amino acids. The transcript has 6 exons. Gene Ontology annotation, molecular function: inositol hexakisphosphate kinase activity. Gene Ontology annotation, cellular component: nucleus; cytoplasm. Lineage: Eukaryota; Metazoa; Echinodermata; Asteroidea; Forcipulatida; Asteriidae. The record is from RefSeq and is a predicted model, not a curated record.
CUCACGCACAUAGCGAAGGAGUGCACCGAUUGCAUUAUAUUAUGGAUGGUGGCACCAGCACUAUAAAACAUAUGAUACACGUUGCUGAAAAAAACUAUUGUCGUCGUGGCUAGCUACUUUUAUUUUGUCCAAACUACAGCAGGGACCAACAUCGGACAAUAUCAACAAUUACUAACAGAGGACCCAAGAACUCCGAGACUAUCAACCAUUUCCAUCGAGGAUGCACCUUGACAAAGGAGGUGCAGAUGGCGAACAAUGAUUGUGUGACCCUGGUGCCCUUUGUCCAUCAGGUCGGGGGUCAUACAGCCAUGAUGAAAUAUGACGAGGCAACCGUCUGCAAGCCUGUUCAACCAGCUGAGCUUCAGUUUUACAAAACGCUUUCACCGGAGUUGGCCAAAUUCACCCCAGGGUUUAAAGGGGUUGUACAUGUCUCUAUACAAGAGGAGGACGACGGGUCAAUGAGCUUAAGAGCUUACCCACGUACUUGUAGAAUGCACCGCCAGCCUACAGGUUCUCUCCCAAACCCGAUUGUUGAAAAUGAGGGUCGGGGGUCUUCUACAUGUAAUCCAAAGAUUCAUCGAUCGCCGAAGUGGAAACAUCCCCAAAGAUUGGAAGGAGUCGACUCAGAGGUAGUAUUUGCGGACCAUUCCGGGAGUAAGAUGACUCAAGUAAACCCUUGGGGACACCAUCUCUAUCAGCGACAGUUAGACAGGAUGCACAGGGACAAUGGAACUGGCAAACUUCAUGAGUUUAUUCUUCUUGAGAAUCUGACGUGGCAGUUCCAAUCCCCAUGCAUACUGGACGUUAAACUUGGCACGAGGACGUACCACAAGGACCACUCAGAAGCCAAGCGCAAGCUUCACAUUGACCGGGAUGCUGCAACGACCACAGCCACGCUAGGUCUCCGAAUAUGUGGAAUGCAAGUUUAUCAACCAAACAGAGGCAUCUACAAGUGCCGCAACAAAUACGACGGUCGUCGCCUUUCAAAAGACGGAUUGCAGAGGGCGCUUUCAGAUUACCUCUGCGACAACGAACGGGUGAGGACUGAGUUAAUCCCCUCAUUUGUUGAGAAAUUAAACACUCUCAUACAAGUCAUCUCAACAGUCAAGACCCACACCUUCCUCAGUAGCUCUCUGCUGUUGAUCUAUGAAGGGGACCAGACUGUAGAACCUUCCCCUAAAGGCUGCACAAGAGACGUAUCAGCGGCGGCAGUCGAUUUGCGCAUUAUUGAUUUCGGCAACACAGAGCAGGAUUCCGAGAGUUUUGACAGCGAUCAAGAAUGCAACAGAGGAUGUGUUUAUGGACUGCAGAAUCUUGUGAGAAUCAUGGGCAAUAUUGAAGGUGCAAAUAGCUCAAGUUAAGAAGAAAUGUGACACUGUUUCAGUUGCUUUUAUUUUCAGGUUUAAGUAUGUACGGGCUUGUAAUACUAGUUUUUAUUUUAGGUUAUUUUAAAGGCAGUUUGUUGACUUUUUAACAGUAUAUUCGUUAGUGUCACGGUAAUAGAAUGACUACUCGUCCGAACUCGAGAUAGGAUUAAUCCUAGCGUUUCGUUAAAUCGGUUGCUGGCCUGGAUACGCCAUAUUUGCUGAAUGAGUGUAAUAUAGAUCAUGUGGAUUUAUUCUGGAAGGUACUUUGAAAUAAUCCUUCCCACAAUAACAAAAGCUAAAGAAUCAGGGCAAAAUUUCAUGGCUCUGCUUACCUUAAGCACAGAGUCGGCGCUUACAGAAGCAGGGAAUUCUGUGCUUACGGCAAACGUAUUUCUUGGGUUAGUGGUGAAUUUUUGCGUCUGUGCAUGCGUACUCCGCGUUAGACAUUCUAUGCUUACAAGGCUUACAUUCUAUGCUUACAAGGCUAGCGCAGAAGUUUGGCGCUUGCUCGUAAGCAGGGAAUCGUGAUCGUAAGCGCAGUAUUUGGCGGUAACCAGAGCCAUGAAAUUUGGCCCUGUUCUUACUAUGACCAUCGGUGCUCUCCUAUUACCAAUGCUCCUCUGCCAUGCUGUUUUUUUAUCAGAAAUGAUAAAUAAAAACAGAUAUUUUGUAUAUUGGCCAGAAACUGCGUGUAUAGGUUCUGUUUCGCACAUAUCAGUCUGCUACACUAGCUGGGGAAUUGGGAAAAACACUGUUGUAGUCUUUUGGUAUGUAGAAAUGUCUUUUAUCGCCUUCAAAAUUUCGCCUUCAAUGUUCAAAAUAUUGCAAUUUUUCCACUACAAAUUGCAGUUUGGUAUUACCAUGAAUUCCAACACGUUUACCUUCGUUGUUUAAGACAUGUUACCGUAGAGAAGCAAUACACUUUUUCUUUUGUAGCAUAGGCACUGUAAUUCUUUUUAUUUUACUAUACAACAAUUCUGCGUAACACUUUCAUAUUUUGCAUACAUUAUUUGAUAUUUUCUUAGUAUUACUACUGGUUUUUGUAUCAACUUGGUGAGAGUUCCAUCUGGAUUUUAUUUUAAGCAAGACAUUUCUCAAGGAUAUGGUUAUAUUUAUAAAAGGCUGUCUUUUGGGUUUUGUUUUGUUUCUUGUUUUUAGUGAUAAUUUUCUUUAGUAACACAGUGAAAAAUAUAUCUCCAUGAUAUUUAUGAUAAUUAUUCGUUUAAUGUAUUUUGCCUAAAAAUUAUGCAUUAAAUGAGCACAUGACAACCACUCCAAACGGACUCUAAUUGGUCAAAUUAAAAUAAGGUCAUUGAUAAUAGAUCUCUUUGAUGUCAAACAAUGUAAAAGUGCGCGUGCGCCAGUUGUGUGGCACACAAAACAACUCCCAGCCAAUGACAGGCAUUCAUUGAACUCCAGUGAGGGCGCUGUUUCGGUUGUGAUGUCCAGUUUAAUGACGCCUGGACGUGUACAUUGAAAGGAAACCGACAACGGAUAUCUAUGGACUCCCUCUUUCAUAUUGAACACAAACCAAGUGUUCCCGAAGAGAAAGUAAAGUGUUCCCCCACAAGAACGCUUCGAGCAGCCCGAGCCAUUCCAGUUGAUUACCCCACCAGCUAUGUUAUUUAGCAAAAAACCCAACAGUCUCGAGUAUGUUAUUCAAGGAUUUUUACUGUAGUACUAGUAUUUAUACAGAAGCACAAAAUGUAAAUAUAUGGUGUACUACUACUUUGUUUGUAUAUCUUGACAGGAAACAUUUCCUUAUUCUGCCACCACAAUUUCAUUUCAUUAUGAAAUAAAUAAGUAUAGUUUACUCUAAAAUGAGAAUGAGAUACAUGUAUUCCUUUCGGUUAAAAUUAGUGAACAAGAAGUUGUAGUGAUGGAUUGACAGAAUACGGAAAUCUUCAACAUUUUAAUGAUCAUUGCCAACUAGCAUUGUUGCACCAAUGGCAAUGCACCAACAUGAGCCUGUGUUCAAAUUUUCUGGAAAAUUAAUCACCCGUAAUGGUCGUGCCCCUUUGUGUGAUCUGAAAUUUAGAUUUUACACAUUAAAUUAAUGCCACUCACUGGACACUUUUGGUAAUAACUAGAAUCGUAGCAUAAAAACUUACUUGGUAACAAGCAAU